AUGUCUGGCAUCCUCCAACGCGCGGACGAUAGUUCUGUGGUUCCCUCUCCACUCCCACAGUCAGUUGGAUAUGGAGUUGUUGUAGCUGUCGGACUAAUCUUUGCCUUUGGCAUGAUGGGUGUCACAGCCAUUCUGAAAAGAACCCUCCACGAAGAUAACUCAAAAGCCGAGACGUUCAUGGUCGCCAAUCGAAGUGUGCAGGCCGGUCUUGUUGCGUCUGCUGUCGUUUCGUCUUGGCUAUGGAGUACAGCUCUAUUGAGCUGUGUCUUAGUGACUUACAGCUAUGGCAUUAGUGGUGCCUUUUGGUACGGUGCUGGGUGUUCAACCGUUAUAGUUUUCUUCGGAUACCUUGGCGUGGUUUGCAAAAGUCGCGUUCCAGAGGCACAUACCGUUCUCGAGGUUAUCCGCAUUCGAUAUGGUACUGUUGCACAUCUCAGCUUUACGUUCUUGGCCGUUGUCAACAACCUUUUAAACACCAUCAACAUGAUUCUCGGCGCAUCCGCAGCUAUAUCCUUUCUCACCGGGAUACAUAUCAUGGCUUUUACCUUCUUGCUGCCUCUCGGUGUGAUUCUUUAUACUCUUGUGGGUGGUAUCAAAGCGACCUUUCUCACAGACUACAUUCACACAUUCAUCAUCCUAAUUCUGUGUUGUUGGUUGACAGCGAAGGUCAUCACAUCUGAAGCUGUUGGUUCAAUUGGGGGGCUUUAUGACCUGGUUGUUGCUGCUCAAGAGAGGCAUUUGAUCGAAGGCAACUACAACGGCUCCCUUCUGACGAUGACAUCUCAACAGGGAAUAUUCUUUGCUAUCAUACUGUUGGUUUCCAAACUGGGGGCCGUCAUUAUGGAUACAGGUUAUUUCCUGAAAGCUUUUGCUGCAUCUCCGAGUGCCGUUGUACCAGGUUACGUUCUUGGGGGUAUCUCGUACUUCAGCAUACCUUGGUGUCUUGGUACUGUCGUGGGAAUGGCCUCCCUAGGGCUUGAGGCGUUACCGAUUUUCCCAACAUAUCCAAGAACAAUGACAAGUGCUGAAGUUACUAACGGAUUGGCCCUUCCAUAUGUGGCUGUGGCCGUUGCAGGCAAAGGAGGUGCGGUUGCUGUGCUGUUGAUGACUUUCAUGGCUGUUACAUCCACUCUUUCUGCACAAAUCCUUGCCGUUUCCUCUAUCUUAACGUUUGACAUCUACCGCGUGUAUUUCAAUAAGACCGCUGGUAAUAAGGAAGUCAUUCGAUGGGGACACCUGGGAGUUGUCUUCUUUGGGUUGGUGUCUGCUGGAUUCACUGCGAUGUUUUAUUAUAUCGGCGUGGACAUGGGUUGGACAUUGUACAUGCUAGGUGUUUUAACAUGCCCUGGGGUCGUCCCUCUAAUCUUCACCCUAAUUUGGCGCAAGCAGAGCAAGAUAGCAGUUGUUAGUUCUGCUUUUCUUGGCAUGGCAACGGGCCUUGGAGUUUGGCUUGGUUCUGCCUACGCCUUCUCUGGAAGUGUUUCCAUCGCAUCCACUGGGGGGACGUUACCUUGCAUGUACGGGACAGUAGCAUCACUUUUCAGUCCCAUGCUUUACAGCGUUGCUAUAUCUCUGAUUAGACCCGAAAACUACGACUGGAGCGAUUUUCAAGAGGAGAAGCUCAUCAUCGAUUCCGAGAACGACAGACGAGAGGAACCCCCAUCACAGGAUAGAAAGAGCCCUAGCACAGCUGAAGUUCACAUAUUGGACGACAGCACCCAGCAACGGUGGGCUAAAUAUGCUUUGUGGUGGGCAAUUGCAACUUUCCUCGGGCAUUGGGUGCUGUGGCCACUACCAAUGUACGCAGCAAGAUACGUCUUCAGUAAGCAGUUUUUCACAGCAUGGACUGUAGUUUCGCUCAUAUGGCUGUGGUGGACACUUCUCGCUGCCGGGUUCUAUCCUAUAUGGAACGGCCGUCAACAGAUCAAGGCAGUGUUGCAGAACCUAAGGCAAUGA
Colletotrichum truncatum is the source of this 1956-nucleotide messenger RNA. Its product is annotated as urea active. The record is from RefSeq and is a predicted model, not a curated record. Gene Ontology annotation, cellular component: plasma membrane. Gene Ontology annotation, molecular function: urea transmembrane transporter activity. Gene Ontology annotation, biological process: urea transmembrane transport. NCBI's taxonomy places the organism in Eukaryota, Fungi, Ascomycota, Sordariomycetes, Glomerellales, Glomerellaceae.